GCUACUGCCCCAUCAGGGCACCAUUUCCUUUCCUGCCCGCCGCUCUUCACUGCUGUCCUGGCAUGGGUGGCAGACGCACCAUGCUCAGGAUCUGGUGCUGUUGCACCCGUUUCUCGGUCACAGGGGCAUCAUGAUGGCGCGGGGUGCAUCUCCCCUUUGAGCAGAUGCCAAGGGCCAGAGGACAUGGGUGAGGCAAGUGGGACGCCUCGGUAGGUGUGGAUGACUCCUGAUCACUGAAGGUGGCACGGCAGGGGAGCUCAGAUCGCGCCAAGGGGUCUCAGUGCAGAGGUUGUGAGGAGGCCUUUGCCUGGUCAUGAGGGCCACGGUGCUGUUGCAACCACGGGCAGUGCGUGCGUGCACUCGGCCCCAGGUGCAUGGGACAUGCAUCCAGCAGCGGGCGUGCCCUAGAGCAGGGCAGUAAUACUGAGGCUCGCCUGCCUGGGCUUGCUGGCAAAUAGCAAGGAAGAUGGCUUCAGAACCUCAUUCCUCUGAAGUGAAGGGGAAGGAAGGAUGCUGAGGGGAUAGGAGGCAAGGUUGGGAAUUACAAGGAGUUUAAAGUCAGUCUACGGGAGAGAGCCAUUCAGGAGCAGGUCAAGGGAGCACAUUAGUUCUGAGCACAAUGUGAGGACUGUGCCUAGGAAGGCAGUUCCAGCAUGUGUCUGUGUUGUGUAAACUCUGUUAAGUCUGUCUUCUGCAUUGUACACUCUACCUUCCUCGGGUCCUGGUGUCUCCAUAGUUCUAAGUGAUCACCAGGCACCUUGGUAGCCCUCCCGUGAGUCGCAGGUACAUUGCCACAUCAGCAUAGCACUUUGUCAAGCCUUUCUUGUCUUCCAAUUCUAGCUUAAGGUGUGGAUCUGUCUGGUGUCUGUCAUAUUGUAAUUGUUUCUGAGCGGUGAUCUCUCACAUUGGUGAGCCAGGUGGUGCCUUCAGUUCCACUUCUGUGAGUUCUCUUUUGACAGAGUUGUCUCUGGGGAUUGCAUCCCCAGGUAAGUAACAGUCUUUUGUCUUAAAGCUUGGCUUCUUGCUCAUCCAUCAUUCUUUUGAUGGCUCUCAUCCACGUCUCCUCUGAUGGCUGCAGCAGUCACCACUUUCCAGGGCUGCUGUAGAGCACCUGCACUGUCAUGGCACUGUUGGACCUCUCUGCUGAUGGGUGCCAUGUUCCCUAUGGAAGUCAUUUUUGCUUAUGCACUUAUCACACAGUCUCAGUGCUUAUGGUGUUGGAUGUCCGUGUCACGGUUGUAGCUGCCCUGCCCAGGGGUGUAGCAAUACUAAGGACAAGGUAGCACAGCCUCCGGGUGGUGUGGUAGUACAUUGAUCUAAAUACUUUUGGCAAAGACCAUACAGUUCCUCUCUGGGCUGUAGAGAGUUGGCACAGUUAUCUUGAUUGUCUUUUGAGGGCGCCAGGCUCUUGGCCUUCAGGGAGCAGUAAGUAGUUUGUGUGGUAGUGGAGUGGGCUCGGUCUUGAAUGUGCCUUGUCUUUUACAGGUGGGGCUCAAUAUCUCUGUUCUUUCUGCUGUGUUAAAGUAGAACUGGACAAAGUCAAUAUUUGAUAGACCUUUACUUGGCAUGAAUUUAAAAAACUAAAUGUAAAUUUGAAUGCUCAAGCAUUUCUAAUGAAUUUUUAAGGCCUACAGGCUUUUAGAUAAGGUAAAAACUCUACUCCUUUUAACUGCCUAUUUGCCUGAUGAAUUCUUUGGUCAAAGCCUGGAAUUUUAUUUUUUCAAGGUUUGGAAAAAAGUUACAAUAAAAAGCCUUACAAAAAAGGCUUUGUGCUGAGUGUGAGGGAAUGAGAGCACUGAUCAAGUUUUAUUUAACUUGUAAAGGUUAAUAAAAAAAUUAAAAGUUUGGGGUUUUUUUUAUUACUGUUUCCUUUGCAAGUGCACUUCUUUUCAUCCAGGAAAACACUGUUUAGUAGAUAAAAAGUUGCUAUUUUUCCAUGUUCUGUAGACAAAAUGGAAUAGUCUUCAGAGUUUCUAGUCUCUAACAGACUGAGACAGCCUGGGAAUUAAUUUGUGGGUUGUUAGAAAUGAGAUGCUUGACACGGCCAAUAUAUCAAGCAGCAAUUCAAUUUAAUAAUUAAUUAAUUAGCAUGGUAAAGUGUGAGCAAAGACAGUGUGCUGGGUACAGUAGAAGGAUUUUCCCUUCCAACUGCACACCAAUUGCUGGACUUGCUGGUAUUUUAUUGGCUAUAUUCAUACAUAUUCAUAAGCUUUUCUCAGCAGUUUCCAUUUCUAAUUUUUAACGUCACUAUUCAAUAUCUAACAGUCAUAAAUCUAUGGUGGUAAUGUUUGGUUCCUGUUCAGUUCUAUACGCUAUUGUGAUCUAUUUCGAUAUUUCAGUAUUCCAGGAUGUACAUCCAGGAUAUGUAUCCCAGGUGGUGGCAUCCAGCUUCCAGAUGUGGGGGUCCAGUAUCUAUUUUCCAGAAUCAUAUUUUGGGGACAAAAGUUCUUGUGUAGAAAAUGCUAAUACUUUGAAUCUCACGAGUUCUUCUUCUGUGCGAGGUCUGAAUAGCACAUGUAUAGGGAAAACACCUCUCUCUUCUGGUAGAUCUGGUUGCAGAAGCCAUACUUCUCUUAUGGGAUAUUCGGUUACAUCCUCAUCUGCAGUUUCUGCUCAUACUGUUGCAUCGGUUAUUGUAGCUGUAGUGGAAGGAAGAGGCCUUGCCAGAGGUGAAGUAGGAAUGGCCAGUAUAGAUUUAAAAAAUCCUGAGUUGAUACUAUCUCAAUUUGCAGACAAUACUACUUAUGCCAAGGUUAUUACUAAACUCAAGAUUUUAACACCACUAGAAAUAAUAAUGUCAAACACUGCUUGUGACGCAGGGAACACAACAAAAUUGUUCAAUCUGAUAACAGAACAUUUCAAGAAUGUGACUUUUUCAACUGUCCAGAGAAAAUACUUCAAUGAAACAAAGGGUUUGGAGUAUAUAGAACAAUUGUGUGCAUCUGAAUUUAGCACCAUUUUCAUGGAAGUCCAAUCAAAGUAUUACAGUCUUGCAGCUGCUGCAGCUUUGCUGAAAUAUGUUGAAUUUAUUCAAAACGCUGUUUAUGCUCCUAAAUCACUAAAGGUGCGUUUCCAGGGGAGUGAGAAAACCGCUAUGAUAGAUUCAUCAUCAGCACAAAAUCUUGAACUAGUGAUCAAUAACAGAGAUUCGCGGAAUGGUCACACACUCCUUGGUGUUCUAAAUUAUACUAAAACUCCUGGUGGAAGUCGAAGACUUAGAUCCAAUAUCCUGGAACCUCUAGUUGAUGCUGAAACAAUUAACACAAGACUGGACUGUGUUCAGGAGUUACUCCAGGAUGAGGAGCUCUUUUUUGGUCUUCAAGCAGUUAUUUCAAAAUUCCUGGAUACAGAACAACUACUUUCAGUUUUGGUACAGAUUCCAAAGCAGGAUACAGUUAAAACUGCUGAAUCAAAAAUAACUAAUUUAAUCUACCUGAAGCAUACCUUAGAACUUGUGGAGCCUCUAAAAGCUGCUUUAAGAAGCUGCAACACACAGCUGCUAAAGGCUUACUACAAUUCUCUUGAAGAUACAAGAUUUGGAAUUAUACUUGAGAAGAUUACAACUGUAAUUAAUGAUGAUACAAGAUACACAAAAGGAUGUCUGAGUAUGAGGACCCAGAAGUGCUAUGCUGUUAAGCCUAACAUCAGUGAAUUCCUUGACAUAGCUCGUAGGACAUAUACAGAAAUUGUUGAUGACAUAGCAGGUAUGAUAACGCAACUUGCAGAAAAGUACAGCCUACCAAUGAAAACAAGUUUCAGCUCUGCUCGUGGAUUUUUUAUCCAGAUGAAUGCUGAUUGUUCAACACUACCUAAUGGCCAGCUUCCUUCAGAAUUUACAAAGAUCACGAAAAUGAAAAACACAUACAGCUUCACUUCAGCUGAUUUAAUAAAAAUGAAUGAAAGAUGUCAGGAGUCCCUGAGAGAAAUCUAUCACAUGACCUAUUUAAUAGUGUGUAAACUACUGAAUGAGAUCUAUGAACACAUUCAUUGCUUAUACAAGCUGUCCGACAUUGUGUCUAUGCUGGAUAUGCUGCUUUCGUUUGCCCACGCCUGCACUCUUUCUGAUUAUGUUCGUCCAGAAUUUACCGAUACUUUAGCAAUCAAGCAGGGAUGGCAUCCCAUUCUUGAAAAGAUAGCUAUGGAAAAACCUGUGUCUAACAACACAUACCUGACAGAGGGCAACAAUUUUGUCAUUAUUACAGGACCAAAUAUGAGUGGAAAAUCAACAUACCUGAAACAAAUUGCUCUCUGUCAAAUUAUGGCACAGAUUGGUUCUUAUGUCCCAGCAGAGUAUUGUUCUUUUCGAAUCGCAGAGCAGAUUUUUACCAGAAUAGGUAUGGAUGAUGAUAUUGAAACAAAUGCAUCAACAUUCAUGAAGGAAAUGAAAGAGAUAACGUACAUCAUACAAAAUGCUAAUGAUAAAUCUCUCAUCAUUAUUGAUGAACUUGGCAGAGGUACCAGUGCCGAAGAAGGUAUUGGCAUUUGUUAUGCUGCCUGUGAAUAUCUGUUGAACUUAAAGGCAUUUACACUGUUUGCUACACAUUUCCUGGAACUAUGUCAUAUAGACGCUUUAUAUCCUAACGUGGAAAACUACCAUUUUGAAGUGCAACAUGUGAGAAGCAGUGCUGGAAAUAAGGAGAAAAUUGCUUACACUUACACACUUUCUAAGGGAUACACAGAGGAAAAGAACUAUGGACUAAAAGCUGCAGAAGUGUCCUCCCUACCAUCAUCCAUAAUUUUGGAUGCAAAGGAAAUUACAAAUCACAUUGCAAAACAAAUUUUGCACAGGCAGAAAAGCACUCCUGAGAUGAUGAAACAGAGAGCUGCAUACCAGUUAGCAAUGAGAUUGGUUCAGACCGCCAGAAAUUCUCGACUGGACCCUGACAGUUUGCGUGUAUAUUUGAAAGCCCUGAAGAAAAAGUAUGAAGCCAGUUGUCCUACACCUGGAAAAAAUUAUGAGCAACAGUAAUGUAUAACAUAGACUGUUGUUCUAACUUUUAUGACUGCAAGAUGAUGCUGGUUUUCCCCAAAGUAUUAGUACUGUCUUUUCACGUCGUGUUAUGUUUUUAAUUCUUAGUCUAAAUUACACUCAGUAAUGGAAGACCAUAUCCUUUAUGGGUUCCCUCUCUUCUCUGACAUACCUGGAAGAAAAGCAUUUGCCUUCUAUGAGGAACACAAUUCUUUUUGACAGUAAAUUGUAUCAUUUCAUCAUUUUAGAGCAGCAUUGAGAGGAGAGGGAAGGACUGGGGCAGAAUACUAAGGAACUCAGAAUUUCAGGCAUGACCCAAAAGAAAGCUGAGACUGCAAAAAGGGAAAACUGUGUCCAAAUUGCCUCGAAGCAGUUUUUGCUGUCUGUUCUUAUUCCUGUUUUAUUCUCGACGCUCCCUGUGCCAUUGUUUCCCACUGGAUCCUUGUGUCUCGUUCCCUGUGCCUGUUCCUAUUUUAUCCCUCUCUGCCAUGUUGCCCAUCCGCUUUGUUUCGAUUUUUAAAAUCGUUUUCAUCCUGCACCCUGUUCUUCCUUUUCUUCCUAUGUCCUCUCUGCUCCCACUCCCUCUUUCUGCCUCUCAUCGUCCGUCCCUGGUGCUCCCAUCCCACGACUGGAUGGGUCCAUGAGCGCAGAUCGGGAUGCCGGUGCUGCAGCCUCCCGGGGGCAGCAGCAGCAGCGUCGUGGGGAAGGGAGGAACCACCUGCUGCCACCGGCCCGAGCGCAGGAGUGGAGCCUGAGCCAGAGCCGUGGCAGCGUCCCUGGCCCGUGCCGUGGGGCGGCUGGUGGCCCGCCACAGCGGGGCUGGAGAGGAACUUCAGCCCUUCUGGGGGCUUCCUCCCUUUCUUGUUGCAGCAGAAUCCCUUUUUGGGGGGAUGUACGUGUGGAAAGGGCUGGAAUAAAGUGCCGUGCUGCUGUCCCAA
Messenger RNA from Prinia subflava (tawny-flanked prinia), 5907 nucleotides. RefSeq names its product mutS protein homolog 4-like. The transcript has 20 exons. Lineage: Eukaryota; Metazoa; Chordata; Aves; Passeriformes; Cisticolidae. The record is from RefSeq and is a predicted model, not a curated record. Gene Ontology annotation, molecular function: ATP-dependent DNA damage sensor activity; ATP binding; mismatched DNA binding. Gene Ontology annotation, biological process: reciprocal meiotic recombination; mismatch repair. Gene Ontology annotation, cellular component: nucleus. The coding region runs from base 2276 to 4969 and encodes 897 amino acids.